AAUGCCAUGAGUCCGGACAUUCAAAUGUUUCGACACAGAUUUUUCCCUGCAUCUUUUAACAGGCCAAAUACUGUGUUCACCUUCAGAGUGCUCAAUGAUUUUCUACUGGACAGCCUUGAAUGUGGCACCUCGGCGAUGAACUAUUACAGCAAGCUCCGGCGAAUGACCUCCAGCAUGUUUCCACACCUUGUUCCGGACCGAUACAGAGAGCUCAUGAGGGUCGCUCGACAGUGGAGGCAGUUGAAGACAAUGAAAUGGCAUGGCUUUGGCCAUCGUUCUGAUAACCCAAGCACAGGAGAACUUGCAUUAUUUUGCCCGGCAUGUCCUCAGCCUGGGAUUAAUGUGCUGUUGUCAGAGGAUGAAUCUCUUGAUGAGUGA
This is a messenger RNA of Suillus fuscotomentosus, 378 nucleotides long. RefSeq lists its product as uncharacterized. The transcript has 2 exons. Lineage: Eukaryota; Fungi; Basidiomycota; Agaricomycetes; Boletales; Suillaceae. The annotation marks the transcript as partial. The record is from RefSeq and is a predicted model, not a curated record.